Anopheles maculipalpis is the source of this 1669-nucleotide messenger RNA. RefSeq lists its product as uncharacterized. NCBI's taxonomy places the organism in Eukaryota, Metazoa, Arthropoda, Insecta, Diptera, Culicidae. The transcript is spliced from 4 exons. Gene Ontology annotation, molecular function: protein binding. Gene Ontology annotation, cellular component: centrosome. The coding region runs from base 104 to 1669 and encodes 521 amino acids. The record is from RefSeq and is a predicted model, not a curated record.
AACAAUAAUCCGAUAGCUGACGUUCGAAAAAAUGAAGCUUUAAAAUUGCCCUAACAAGUUCAAACGCAUCUUCAAAGGGAUACACCGACACCGGCGGAUAAAAAUGUCGGACACAAAUCUAAUGCACCUGUCAGCGCUCUGGAGGCAGCUACCACACCUGACAGCAUCGUUGGAACGCACGCUUUGGAACACGUUUCGUACGUACCAACCAUCCUGGCAAACACAGCAACUUGCCAGUGAAACGCAGCGGGAGCUGUUUGUGGAGUUGGUGUCUUUCUGUGGCGGUGGAAAUUAUCGUCCGUUUGAUGCGAUGGUUCACGUGACAGAAGACGUUGCCCAAGACGUUCCGAAGCGGUUGUCAACGAUCGUGUUGGAAUUUUUGGUCGCAAGCUUUGAUGGUGGUCCGGAACCGAAACCUCUAAGCUGUUGUCAGGUGCGUGAGUUUGGAAGCCUUUUAAGUACGGAGUUGCCACUGGUAAAGGUUAUUGAUCUUGAGAGCGAAACGUACUGGCGAAGGGUGGUGUGGUGUUACUCAAAUGAUGCGCUGGUCUAUCACGAGCACGAUUACCUCUCACCAAAACGAUUCUGGAAGCAACAGGGUAUCGAACUUAAACUAGCCCAAAUGAUCGAACAGCAGGAUCCUCAGUUUUGGGAGCUGGAAGGAUUGGAAGAUACAAUCAAAAAAGCUGCUCCUUUCGUAGACAACCUGUACAUUAAGCAGCUUAAACCACAUCCAACUGUAGAACCAAUAGAAGAGUACGAAGAGUACGAUAUUUGCAAUGCUCCCGAUGAGCUUUGCAAUCACGGAUCGUUGACUAUUCUUGGACAUCUCGUCAAUCUUACCUCGUUAUCGCUUGUGUUUGGAGUAAAGCACUGGAUAAAAUCCUAUCAAAAUCGUUACUCAAACUGUUCCUCCACCGACAUUGAAAACCUUGGCCUAGGUCUUCAGAAGUUGGAAAAGCUAAAAAAGUUCACCCUGUCACAAACCAGAUUGAAUUCACCGAAGCUGAAAAUUCUACUCGAUUCCGUGACACCGCUCCAGCUGGAAACGAUUCGCCUCACUCACUGUCAGCUAGCGGCAGGUUGUGGUGCUAUUUUGGGACGGUUUCUUAGCCGCUUUCAACCGUCGCUUACCCAUCUCGAUCUUUCCCACAAUCGGUUCGAUGCGACCGAGCUCGACCAGCUCUGUCCGGGCUUAAGCGUUUACCGGGGCGCUGUUGACAGACUGGAUUUGUCUUACAAUCCCAUCGGAGAGGCGGGCGUACUGAUUCUUGGCGGUGCCAUGAAGGGUUGUGCGCAAUUGAGCGAACUCAACUUUACCGGCUGUCAAAUGGGCGUCGAGGGAUCUUUUCGGGUUAUACAGCUGCUCAGCUUUCAUGCGACACUGCGAAAGGUUUCGUUGAACUGUGUACCGAUUAGUCCCGAGGGUGGUGAGAAACUGGUGCAAGUUUUGCUGGAAAACACUCACAUUGAGGAUGUGCAGGUGCGGCAGUGCGGUCUUACCAAUGAGUUGCUUGCAAAGGUGAGAAAAAUACUACGAAAACAUGCUAAAAUCAGAGAUCAACCUCGAUCGGUGAAGGUGAACUUGAACCAACGGACAGACAAGUGUCACAGUGAACGAUCUCUCGGGAGUAUGUUUUUGCUGGAGCGUCAAAUCUUUUCAGAGUAA